AACAAUCCUGACAUUAAGGCCAGUAUUGUUGAACGAUUUCAAAGAACACUAAAAAUGAAAAUGUGGCGUUAUUUCACUCAUAAUAAUACUUAUAGAUAUAUAGAUGUUUUACAAGAUUUAAUAUACUCUUAUAAUCACAGCUUUCACUCUAGUAUUAAGAUGUGCCCAUGUGAUGUAAAUUCCAACAAUAUUAUGACAGUUUGGACUAAUCUUUAUGAUAGACGGUCAAAAAAACUUUCUUUAGAAAAUCCUAAACCAAAUUUCAAUGUGGGUGAUUAUGUUCGAAUAACUAAAUAUAAACAUGUAUUCCAAAAAGGAUAUGAAUCAAAUUGGAGUGAUGAAAUAUUUAUUAUAUCUUCAAUAAUUGAUAGAUCUCCAUGGGUUGUUUAUACAAUAACAGAUUUACAAAAUGAACCAAUAAUUGGUACUUUUUAUGAAAGAGAAUUACAGAAAAUCACUUACAACCCCACCUCACAACAUAAAAUAGAUAAAAUAAUUGACACUCGUUAUUCAGGUAACAGAAAAGAAGUAUUAGUGAAGUGGAAAGGUUAUCCAGAUAAAUUUAACAGUUGGAUUUUAGCUUCUAGUUUAAAAGAAAUAUGAAUAAAGAAAGUUUCUAUUUAACUUUGCUCAGCAAUAGUUCAAUGGAAUACUUUCCUGAUAACAAGACCACAAAUUUUUCAACGAAAUUACCAAAAGCUAUAAAAUUAGAAGGUGAAUGGUCGGUUGGAGUUGUCGAGUUUCAAUAUCCAUGUACCAUGUUUACUGUUCAAGACCAUGAAAAUGUUAUAUACAUUACAAAAUCUAUGUUAAUGCCUAAUGAAGAUAAGCCAUCCACAGUGUACUACAAAAAACAUAUUCCAGCUACCAACUAUGAUAACGUUGAGCAUAUUUUAAGAGUGUUAAAUGGUAUCGGAGAGAACUUGAAAUUUCGCUAUGAUGAAAUAACAAAAUUUGUGUCUAUUUCGGUAUUGGAUAAAAAUAUAACAUCCGUAACAUUAUCACCCAAAUUAAGUUUACAGCUAGGUUAUGAACCAAAUAAAAAUCUCCUAGAGAGAAAUUUUGGAAAGUGUCCUGCUAAUUUACACUUAGGGUUACCAUCUCAACUAUUUCUAUAUUGCGACAUUAUCGAUCCUCAGAUUGUGGGUGAUGUUAUGACUCCUUUAUUAAGAGUCAUUUCAUUAGAUCCUACAAAAUACAUUUAUGGUGCAAAUAAAAUGCACGUUUUCUCUCAACCUCACUACUUACCUGUUAUGCGAAGAGAGUUCGAUACGUUGGAAAUAGUUAUAAGAUCGAGUACAGGACAAAAAAUACCAUUCCAGUUUGGAACCGUGUGUAUUAAACUACAUUUCCGAAAAUUAUAAUAAUGAAUUCUCUUCGUGAUCAUCAUAAAUGUCCAUAUGAAAAUUAUUAUACACAUCAAGCUGGAUCAGGAGUUGGAGUAAUUUAUAAGGGUUCACCAUAUCAACGCGGUCAUGGUAUUGGGAGCUUCUUAGGGGGGUUAUUCAGAUCAGUUUUACCUUUACUUUCAAGUGGUGCUCGAGUGAUUGGUAAGGAGGCAUUAAGCGCUGGAGUAGGACUUUUAUCGGAUAUGGUUCAAGCCCGUCCUAUGGAAGCCUCAAUAAAAGAUCGUCUAAAGCAAGUUAGUACGAAUUUAAAACGAAAGGCUGAUGAGAAAAUUGAUCAAUUUAACAUGACUGGAUCUGGGUAUAAAACUAAAAGAAAACGAUUGACAUCGUUCAUUCCACCAUUAACUGCUAAAGUGAAAGCUGCGAAAAAACUUAGUCUAAAACCAAAAAAUAUCAAAGAUAUAUUUUCAAACUAAAUAUGUCUUUCCUUCAUAAUCAUUCUUGCGAGUGCGUUAAGUCAGAAUUGGAUUUGUUUGCACUACCGUCUACACAAACUAGCAUUGAAAAUGGAUUGUGGAUUCAUUAUAAACCAAUUUCAUCUCUUGGUGAUGAUGGACCUAUCGAGUUUCAAGUUCCUGGGACCGGCGAUGACUACAUAGAUUUGUCUCAUACAUUACUCCACAUAAAGGCAAAAGUAUUAAAUCAAGAUUCAACUAACUUGGUAUCUACUACAAUAGUAGCACCUGUAAAUAAUUGGCUGCAUUCACUUUUUAGUCAACUUGAUGUUUAUUUAAACCAAAAACUUGUAUCACCACCUAAUAAUACCUAUGCAUAUCGAGCAUACAUGGAAACCCUUUUAAACUAUGCCCCUGCUGCUAAACAAUCUCAUCUUACUUGUAGUCUUUGGUAUGAGGAUACAGCAGGAAAAAUGGAUUCUACAGAUGGUAAAAACAUAGGAUUUGUUAAAAGACAGGAAUUGAUUAGUGAAAGUAAGGAAAUAGAAAUGAUUGGUCAUCUUCACGGUGACAUUUUUAACCAAGAUAAAUUUUUAAUUAAUGGUGUUGAAAUGAGUGUUAAAUUGGUUCGAUCAAGAGAGAGUUUUAAUUUAAUUGUUGGGUCAAACGAUGUAAAGUUUAAAGUUUGCAUUACGGAUGCAACUCUUAUUGUUCGACGAGCACGAAUUAAUCCAAGUGUAUUACUCGCACAUCAAAAAGUUUUAGCUUCUACCACUGCUAAAUAUCCUAUUACUCGAGCUGAAGUAAAAGUUUUAACAAUUCCUUCGGGUGUUCAAGGAAAAACUCUUGAUAAUAUAUUUUUAGGACAGGUACCGAAAAGAUGUAUAAUUGGAUUUGUGAACAAUUCUGCAUUUAAUGGUUCCCUUACUAAAAAUCCAUUUAACUUUGAAAACUAUGGUAUUAAUUCUUUCAGCUUAUAUAUUGAUGGUCAACAAAUACCUUCAAAAGCUUUGCAACCAUCUUUUAAUAAUAGCAUAUUUACAUCAGCAUAUCAUACUCUAUUCUCGGGAACUGGUAUUCACUUUCUUAAUGAAGGAAAUGGAAUCUCUUGUGAACAGUAUGGCAAAGGUUACUGUCUAUUAGCAUUUGACUUAACUCCUGAUUUAUCAGCUAACUCAUCAACUCAUUGGAAUCUCAUAAAGCAUGGUAGUGUAAGAAUAGAAGUACGAUUUGAAUCCUCAUUAAUACAAACAAUUAACUGUAUAGUUUAUGCUGAGUUUGAUAAUAUUAUUGAGAUAGAUAAAAACAGAAAUGUUACUGUAGACUAUAGUAGUUAAGGUUAUAAUAUGUGUUGUGUGUUAGAUUUUAUGUGUUAUGUGUAAUGCAUUUUGUGUGUAUGUAACUAUGUGAAACGUUAUAAAAUUAAAUAAAACAAAUUGUAUGC
Messenger RNA from Parnassius mnemosyne (clouded apollo), 3248 nucleotides. The record is from the annotation of a GenBank genome assembly. NCBI's taxonomy places the organism in Eukaryota, Metazoa, Arthropoda, Insecta, Lepidoptera, Papilionidae.